Molecule: messenger RNA, 10589 nt
Organism: Porites evermanni
Lineage: Eukaryota; Metazoa; Cnidaria; Anthozoa; Scleractinia; Poritidae
Source: the annotation of a GenBank genome assembly
AUGGAGGAAAACAAAGCUCACAUCACUUUCUCCGGUGACGAAGACUUUAAGUGUAAACUGUUUCCGUUCAAAGAGAAUAUCACUAACGCGCAUGUUCAGCUAAGAUUACUGUUGGAUGCCUACCAAGCAGCAGUGACCUGGGUUGAGUCGGUUUCCGCGCAAGGGUAAGUUCUUAUGUCCAAGAUUUAUUUUGCAAUUUUCUAUUGGUUAUCAUUAGAUCCCAUCGACCGUGGUGCCUUAGGACACCUCAUGAAAUUUACAUAACGUAGUUUUCCUUGGUUAGGUUCUAUAUUUGGGUUGGGGUUGAUGCUCUAAAUCCGCAGUGGUCUAGUGGUUAGCGUGGCACACUAGGUUUUCUAGGUCGUGGGUUCAAAUCGUACCGCUUUUCAUAUCAUAAUUUUAGCUAUUUUUUUUCUUCCUUCAAAUUGAAGAGACUUGUACUUUCAUGAACAUUUCAGGCUUGAAAUAUCAUUUAAGUGUGAUAUAAAAGCAAGAAAACGGUUCUACCUUGUGUAAAUUUCAUAAGGGGAGAAAGGGGUUACGGCGGAUGGGAUCUAAUGCUGACCUUCUCUAUCAAGCAAAGCGAGGAUAUGGCGGGACUAACUUAGCGCUAUUUACUUAUAACACUGAAGCUAUGAGAUUAAGACUUGGAUAUAAUUUACAGAACGUUUAUAGCAGUUUAUAAUGUCAUGGGUCACAAAUUACUCCUUAAUUCUGGUUGAAAAUAUUUCGGCGUUUAUUUAUAAUUUACAUGUGAAAUUAAAAAAUUGCCAUGACAAUGUUUCGUGUGCCUCAGUAUCAGACAUAAGUCUACAGUGUUAAAAUCUAAAAAGUAGUGCUUUACAGUUGAAAUUAUUUUUAAUAUUUUAAUCAUAUUUUUGAUUUUAUAAAACUUGUUAUUUUACUGUCAGUUAAAAGUAAUGGAAAGGAGUUGACCGUUACUAAUAAAGCCAACGUUUUCCGGUAUUAAUAUUUACUCGAAAGAACAACACUGUGCUUCAGCCUGAGUUGUCGAUGAAACUUCCUAUCCAAAUGAUAUGAUAGUAGAUUCCAGUAGUCAGUAACCUUUUCUUAUUUUGCUCAGGUUCGUACAAAAAAGGAAAACAGAAGUGCGGAUUUAAAAGCUUGUUGUUUUUUAAAGCCUUUCUCUCUUCGAAAACCAAGUAUUAAAAAUAACAAAUAUCACAGUAAACAACAACAAUGUACCAAAUUAAUAAACCGCAAUACUUCUGGGACGGUGCGGCGAUUAUUCGGGGAUGGUGCAUGCUUUUCCCAGUUUAAGGUAAGCGUUAAUUGCCAAACUGCUAAAGCCCCAUAAAGGCCCCCUGGAAGGGCCAAAAUUGCUCCAGGAUCUUGCGCUUUGACUAGUGGCUGUUUUCUUAUACAAUCUUUUUAAUUUCCCUGUAGUUUUACUGGAUGUGUCGCUAUCUCCGGACCGAAAUUGUUCAAAACAAUAUAUCUGACUUGGAUGGCUUUUGAACCUUCAGAUGUAGUCCCCAUCGGGGGUCUUGUUAGACAGGAGAGUAUUCCCUUGUGGACAACAGGAACCAUAUGCAUCGAAAUUAAUAGUGGGAACCAGGUAAGUGCUGUAAAAAAUAAUCUUAUUAUUUCACCUUUGACAUCGGUAUGGGUUUAGAAAAAAUAUUACACCAUGCGUCAAAGAGUUAAAGAGGGUAAUUGUUUUCAUUUUUUAGGUCUCUGAUUUCUAGGAUAGUUUGCGUGGACAAGCGUUAUGAUUGGUCGAUGAUAUUCAAGGCAACCAAUCAAAAGUAACACUAUCCCAGAACUCGUUGCACCGAAAGCUUCUACCCAGUUCCCCUAAGUUUUUGGAGUGGGGAAUUAAAUUAUAAUAAAUGUAGGCUUACGUGUGUUGUCUGCGGGCAGAAAUGUGUCAUAGGUGUGGUUUACACCUUAGAUGACUACACCAGAAUACGAAAAAGUGGAAAUCGCACUCAAAAGCUGUCUUAAGCAUUUACUGGACUGUAGACUGCACAAACGGUUUUUUCUCCUAAUCGGUUUAGCGUAGCGUAAGAAUAGCGUAGUCUCGCUCUCUCAUGCGCGCGUACUUGAAUAGGCAAAAUAGGGAUUGUUUUGUAGUGUAACUGGACUGUAACACAAGAACAUAGCUUACCUAGUGUCGUAGCAUUGGCGCUGUAAAUCAGCCACCCCCUCCGCCUCCGCGCACCUUUGUUCGGACGAAAAAUUUGUGGGUUCAGCCUAUAGGUUUGACUUUCCAGUCGAGAAGCUGGUAUACAACUCACGGUGGAUACAAUUCGACUCGCUAGAUAACUAUAUUGUUAUACUACUAGGGCCUAAAUGUGAAGACAAUUCCACAGUUCAUCAUCUCCAACAUUUCUUUUGAUUUCCAGUUUUCCGGCAACAAGCCGAAGGUAUUCCUUACCGUUGUUCACACAGAUCCACCCAAAAAUAUCCAUGAUGCAACAAGCGUAUGGGCUGAGGAAGUUACUCCAAUAAAAUUUAAAGUUUGUCUCCGGGAGUUGAAGAACUUCGACGGCGUCCAUGAAAACAUACGAGUGGUAAGUACCGAAACGUUUUCAUUUUUAUUCACCAAGAGUUACUAUAGAGCGUUUUCGCUCACGUGGCCAGCAUCAAGUGCAAAUUUAUUGGAACAAAGGAAAGCGUUUGCAUAAAAAGGAGUUCAACUCCCACAGGAUUGAUUCGAAACACCGACAUGGCCGUCGUUUCAUUGUUUUGGGACACCAAUAUGGCCGCCGUGACGUCAUGUGAAAACACUUUUGUUUUGGUUCAUCAAUAUGGCGGACGUGACGUCACUGUGAAAACGCUCUAUAAAAAAUUACGACUCUUAUCAAUAGUGUUUCUUCUCCUUUUAAUUUACUUCUGAAUGCAAACACUAAUGUCGCCUACACUGGGAUCCCUAUCAACUUAAAACUAAAGCUCUCACAAGUACCGGCGGAAAUUUGUCUGAAAUUUGAAAGGGUUGCAAAAAGGCCUUCUUCUCUACCGAAUUUUUUAAUAUAUUCACUUCAUAAUGAUGCUAACACUUUUAAGAUACGUCUUCAGUUCUAAUAUUUAGCGGUUUUUCCGAACUCGAAACUGGUCGAUUAUUGGAGGCAUUUGAAUCUCGUUUUCAGGCCAUGAAUCAAAUUCAUUUCGAAUGAAUUUAGAAAUUAUUUCAAUACUGGUUUUAAUAUAAAGGUUUCAGUUAUGAGUAAAGAUCCCUCAAAGCCACAACACUUUCCGAAAAUCAAACCAAACUAUAAUCGUCCUCAUGAAAUUUGGUUAAUUUGUGUAGUGUUUAAGUGAGGCAAGCAAAGUUUGGCCAGUUAGUUCUCAAAGUUUUACUAAACUUAAUUAUUUAUCUCAUAGAACGUGUUAGCAUUAUCGUCUAAACCAAGUGCCUGGGACAUUGUCAGCUUGAAUGACGUUAAUAUGCCCAAUACUGGAUUUCCGAGUGAGAAGUACGAAUACAGCUUUUGUCAGGUUAGUGCAAGAGGCCAAAAACAGUCUAGCAUCUCGGGUCUAGUAUACAGUAAAGGAACAAGACUGCAACACACUGAAAUGACGCCCGUAAUAGAGUUAAUUGGCCGCGCGUGAUGGACUUUAUGUCACCUCCUUUGAGUACAGCAUCGCCGCCGUAAUGGUCAAGCAUUUUCAUAUCCCUCAGAGUUGAAAAAGGUGUCAAGAAUGGGUUUUCUCCGAUCACUGGCGUGUCGCGCUUAGCCUGGGCCAUAUGAAUCCCGGUAAAGAAGAAAACUUCACUCGAUCCGCAACUUACAGAUUUCACAGACUUCAAACUCGUUUAGAAAGGAGUACAUAAGUUUACCCGCCUUUAUCUUUUCAACAGCAGCCAUUCCUUUCCGAGGUCGACUUUUUAUAAAUAUAAAAAGUUUUACUUUGUCUUGUCUUGCAGACGGUCACUUUCGAUCCCAAGUAUUACUAUGUUCCCAAGGUUAUGACAACAGCUGCUCAUGACAAACUGCUCAUUGAACCUGACAACAAUGCAAUCACUGAGUGGGUUACGGUGAGUUUAGAUGGAAUCUUUCUGAAUGUCUCGAGUUCUUUCUACCAGUAACAUAUUACAGACCUUUAGAUUCUAAGACAAGGACGACUACGACAACGAGAUUUUCUCGAUACUAAGCAGUGGGACCCGGGGGGCCUGCCCCCCCCCCCCUUAUUUUUAGACCAAACUGAGGCCCGAAGGGCCCAAAAAAAUUUUUUUGGAGACCGCUCCCGCUCCACCCCUUUAUCUAAGGGUCUGGAUGACAAGGCUCUUCCCUUAUCUCAACGUCUGGAUCCGGGACUGCCAAGUCUGGUUCACAGCUUUACUCGUCCUGCACAACCCGAGCGAUAAUUUCUAACCCUCGUGCGCCCUCCAGAAAAGCUUGCUUGUAGACUACGUAAAUUGUAGUUCAAACAAGCCAUAUCUUAAAUCAGAAACUCAUAAGGGGUUGAAAACCCCCUAUGAGUUUCUGCUUAAAUUCAAAGGAAUAUAUAGCACGUUUUCCGUACGGUUAUUUACCAUUUGCUUUGGCACUGAAAUUGGCUGUUUUAAACGGCUAAAGUAAACACCGUUCCACUUCUUUCAACUAACAGAAACGAAAUGUAAAAAAGUUAACAGUUACGUUUUGCGUUACGCGGGUAACUUGGGGAUACAGCUCGAAAUUUCAUUGGUUCAUUGAUUUGCUUUCGUUUGCCGUGAUUGGCUAAAGUCGUUGCUAUGGAUUUUGGUUGCUGUGUUUAUUGCAUUUGGUAAUUGUAUUAUUGGCUGUCAUGUUUCUUCAUGUGCUUUUUCAGUCUGUGGACAAGGAAACGUUCGAGGUUUGUUUGAAGGACAUCCAACGCUAUGAUGCUCAACAUGACGCAGUCACUAUCAAUCUUAUGGUGAUUGGACGUGAGUAAAAGUUUUUAGCAAUGUCCAUAAUAACCCUUCAUAAUACAUAGUACCAAGCAAAUUCAAAAUUCAAAGAUAAUUAUUACGUUUCCAAAUCUCAGAAGAUAAAGAUUGUCACGUGACUGCACUGCUAAUGAUCAGUAGAGGCAGGGCAAUGUUCAUUUUUUUUUGCACUGAAAAAAAUGCCAUUCUAAGGUGCUUAGUUAGAUCUCCAGAAUCAUCAGCUGAAAUCUAGCACUCUAUUUAAUGGCUUUUAAUAUUAUUUUGCUUGUAAAAUCCCCAAGGCUACCAUCUCGUUUACUAAGGGCACGAUACAAUUUUGCUGUAAAAAUGGCAAAUAUUCGCUCUCGCAUUAAGACAACUUCUUUAUUCAAAUUUGACGUAUUUAAUGUUUUUGUUCCUUUCGCGAGCUGUGUUUCUUAAAGUUAUAAAUAAAGAGGACGCGCUCUUUUUUGGGAAGACUGAACACUUUUAUACAUUGCUUAACACAAUACGGCUUAAACCCUGAUAUAUGUAAAAAAGAUUAAGAUAUAGUUCUUAAUAUUAACAGUGCUGCAAACACCUCCGUUUUUUGAUAGUCUAAAUUUAAGGCAGUGGUAUAAAUUGAUGUAUUUGUUAGUUGCUAUCUUCAGUAGCCUUGCAGCUCUUUAGAACCUCUUACUUAAUUCGAUCCCUAUGGGUCGCAGUUCUUUUGUUCCCUUAUUUUUUCUUCCUCGAGUUAAUUAUAAAUUUCCCUCAACAAACGAGGCUUAGGAGAAUGAAACAAAACAAAUUUGAGGCUCACGGAUAAAUAUAACAUAUCCUUUGUUUUAUUUCGCCCAGUCCUCGGAACCGGCGUUAAUUUUAAUGUAUCGAAACUAGUCUUAUCUGUCGGUUACAGGAAUUGAUCCAUGUGACAAAGCUAACUGUUCUCCGGACAAAUACUGCGUCGUGAAUGAGAACAACUGGUCGUAUACCUGCGUCUGCAACACCUGCGAUAAAACCAAGGCAGAGGUUUGCGACACAAAUGGCGUUACGCAUCUCAACUUAUGUACGCUUAACAGAUUGAUCUGCCUCGGACAAACCAAUGCUACUAAAGACCAUGAUGGAGCCUGCGCACGUGAGUAUUACUCGAGUUAUUUGUUUGGUAUCAAAGAGGUGUCAAUCUAUAAAAGUGCCAUGGCAACGUUCCGUUCGUCUCAGUGCCAAGAUGGCGUCGAAGUUUUAAAAUCUUAUGAUGUCAGGGCUUUUGUGAACUUAAGCCAAAAUUUAAGCUCUAAUUUUUUCAGUGCUUGGAGUUCUCGAUACGAAAAACAAGUAAAAAUAAAAAAAAAACGAUUGUGAGGUUAAUUUAAGUGUCACCCGUUUUCUUAAUAGGUAACCAAAUGGCAAACUCUUGAAAUUAGGGAAUCAUUUUACGCACGUUUUGUCCAUUACACAUACUUUAAAUCAAAUAAAUGGACCAUACUGUCCUAUAAAAUUUGCAAUUGCUUACAACCGAAGCUCGUGUCAGCAGAUCAGCAGAGUUAAAAAAGGAGACUGGUUAGGAAAAAGAUCAAAGAUAGGAGACAACAACGCUACAGUUUGUGAUGGGAGUUCCCUGACGCUGCACAAUCCUUUGUUUUUUUGUUCAAAAAUUGACGGAAUAAAUUAAGCGUCAUUUUUAUUGGUCAGUAAGAUCAAAAUAAUACGAAUGCUAUUUACCUUGUGCACCUUCAAGUCCACAAAAACAUACCGUAAAAUGCCGAAAAUAAGCCCCGGGGCUUAUAAUUUUCAAAGGCCCUUUUGGAGGGGCUAAUAUUCGGAGGGGCUUAUGUACGGAGGGAAAUUUGCGUUUCAGAAUCGAUUGGGCUAGCUUGUAGUGGGAAGGAAAUUUACCAUUUUUGCUUUGUUUUACUUUGUAUUCGAGGGCAAAUUCCAAGUACCAGCCCCCCAGGGGGCUUAUUUUCGGAGGGGCGAUUUAACGGAGGGUUUUUUGAGUUACGAUUUUGAGGGGCUUAUAUUUGGAGGGGCUUAUACAUAGAGGAGCUUAUUUUUGGAAUUUUACGGUAGCUAAAGAGUCUGACGGGUUACGUCACCAUUCAAUUAAAUUCUUGAGAAGACAGUAGUCUCUUUAAUAAUUUGCCAGCGCGAUUUUCAACACUGUGUAAAUUUAUCUUAUUCUUAGCAUUUGUCAUGGAACGUGGGCGCGUGGCAUUGCGUUUGAGCACAACCGAUGUGCAAUGCAAGACGGUCAACUUCAAUCCUACAAGUUUUCAGAGUAACGAAGCGAGAAUCAACGUGCAUACAUCUAUCAACUACUUCAACUAUUCGGGCAAUUUCAUCCAUGACGCCGCGGUUACAUGGAUCGAGAGUGUAACUUUCACGAGCUUCAAAGUGUGCGUUCUCAAAGCAGGGAGGGCUGAACGUUUGACCCCUGACAAUGGCGUAACGUUUGUGGACUACAUCGCUUUCCAAGAGUCGCCUGCCGGCGCAGAGAGCAGCCAUCUGAGCAUGGACAAUUGGUGGGAUGGAACAACAUGCAAGUCCGUUACCUUUGAUGUGAGUAAAAACUACGCUUGCAAUACUAGUGGUCCAGUAUUGUACAUACAUUCAAUAGCGGGAGAGAAAUCAGCACACUUUAGCCUUAAUUUGGGAUUUUUAUCUCGGGAUCAAAAAGUUUAGACCACCUUGUACAACUAAAAAAAUAGUACUACAGGAAAGCAUUACUCAACAGUUAGUUUCAUUUAAAUGGCCACAAGAUAGGAUUUUUUUUUCCAAUCAAUCAAAAGUUAGAAUCAUCUUAUAACGCACAAUUACUGACAGAGCUAGUCUACAGUAACUUUUAUCUGAAUGGUUACACUUCCAGAUUUCAUCCACAUGCACAAACUCAAAAGUAAGAAACCUCUCGCACAGAAUUAUAAACAACACAAAAAGGAAAGUACAGCUGACAGUAGCUGUAAUCAGAACGGUCAGACUCAUGGACUUGCUCCAGUCAUUCAAGUUAAAACCCACUCGUAUAGUGUAAUAAACGGUACUACACGAAAGUACUGGUCAGUAGCUUUCACUUGAAUGCUCCCACUUUAGGGUGUUAUACACAAAAGUUAGUAUACAACCACCUCGAAUAGGGAAGUAUUACACAGUAUAGCUUCCAUCUGAAUAGUCACACAUCCUCGGAGUUUCUCUACCGACUCGGCAGCGUAAUGAACAGCUUCGCACAUCCAAAUUCAUCAGGCCCUUCCUCUGUUAUGUUGCAGACAAGCUACACCAAGACACCCUAUGUUUUCCUAAGCGCAGAACACUCGGUCAAGGGAGUCAAGCAUGACGCUGCUACUGUUUGGGUUGAAAACGUGAAUACCAAGGGUUUUCAGGCAUGUUUGAGAGAACUGCAGAACUUUGAUGGCCUACACGAAAACAUCACAGUGGUGAGUUGAACUGUUCACUGGAGUAGGGAUGAUUCUCUAUCGCGACAAAGUUACCCUCCAAUUCUUCAGUUGCCAAAACAUUACAAAUUUUCUCUAGUCUGACAAUAACAAACUUUAUUUACUUUAAAAAACAUGAGAUGCUGGUCCGUAAAGUGGCAGAAAAAGUAAUCGAGGCGGGCCAGUUUUAAGAUUAGUACGGUCACAUGACCUCUUAUGCAAAUGCCAAAUUGGAUGCGCGUUUUACGACGUAAUAGGCAUUAGCCAAUGAAAAUUCGGCGCAGAGCGCUUUAAUUAAAGGAUGACAACAUAAAAAUUUCACCCAUGUCUCCUGAUUCAAGAGCUGAGUCCACUUCUGUCGGCAAAUCGAAACCAUGGACAGUUGUGUAAAAAAUCAUUGCAUGCACGCGCAUGUUACAAUAGGCUCAAUGACCAGCGGCUGAUCUGGAAAUGAGCCCGCGCUUCUCUCUUCUGGGGAGGACAGAGAGAGCGGUGGAAAUCAGCAGUGAUCAAGCCUUGUGUCAUACUCCUUUUGAGCCAAAAAGUCACUAUUCACCAGUAGUUGCCUUUUCUUAUCUGUUUUUAACAUUGUCUGCGACUUGCGACUCGUUCACUCGUAGAUUCAUAGACUUGCUACAAGUCGACCUCUUAGCGAGCGGAGCGAGCCUUGUUUGGCCGCGAAGCGGCCGAACGCGAGCGACGAAGUCGCGAGAGCUUCGUCCCGCGCCAUAUGAAAUCCGACGAAGGGCUUUUUGAAAGUCUAGUAGAUUCACUAUGCUUUAUUUCUUGCUUUGUUUUAGAACUGGGUUUCUUACCAGACUCUAGAGAAAGCCGCAGAACUCAACAUCACGCAACAGAGAAUCAACUUUGAUAAUGAUGACGUAUUACCUAAACCCGGAUAUCACAACGCUUUCUGCCAGGUGGAAACUCUUUGCAUUAGUUUUGGAAAGAGAGUGACCUUAAUUUGAAAAUGAAUUAAAGGAACUGUGUCACAAAAUUAAUCAAAUUUCGAACAGUGGGAGCUUCGCCAAAUUAAGUGAAGCAUAAGAAUAACAGCUCAAAACAUUAAAAUAAAGUAUAAAUAACAGAGAAAAUGAAAUGCGAAAAGAGGCAUGGAUAGACAAACGUGAAGAAGCAAAUUUGUGGUUUUUGAAAACUUGUUUGCCUGACAGUUUUUCAAGGUUUACUUUUGUUGUCUGUAAGUAACGUUUAAUUUGAUGCUUGGGAGAUAUUUACUUUGUCAUGAGCCUGUGGUUUUGUAAUUUGCUAGUAAUUUCGUCGCCAAAGUAUACUGCGAGUAGUCCCCCAUUUUCCCUCAGGGAUAGUAGACCGAGCGAAACGCAAGCGCGUGACUAUCACCCCACGCGAGAAAGGCGAUGAUUUUCACGCGCGCUCGCGUUUCGCUCGCUCUAUUCCUGAGGAGAAAGUGAGGGACCACUCGUAGUUUAUCACUAAAGCUAAGUUACAUUUCGAAUAAGCGUGACACAGUCCCUUAAACAUGCAUUUCCUGAAUUAUAAAAAAAAUUACAAAAUUGAUUUUUUUUGUAGGAGGUUAGCUUAGGAAAGUCUUACUCGAAAACGCCCACCAUCAUCGUGUCAGCGUCUCACACCCCUGGAGUCGUACCCGAGUACAACAGUAUUGCACCCUGGAUAGAGGUACUGCAUAUCGCAAAUUAAAAUUCUUUAACCAUUAGUCCAAGUAAGAAUCUGACCAGAAUUUCAAAUCAACAAACUAGCAACUUAACGGAUAGCCCCAAAGCAAUUCAUUCUUUCAGAGCUAAAUGAUUGUCGAACAGCCAUUCGUCACCUUGCGUUUAUCAUUCGUUGCAUCAUGUUUUACAAGCGACAUUCAGUUUAGGGAAUUGUACGUUAUUUCCCAUUCAAUUUUUCCCCUAGACCAUUGUCUAAAGAAAAAUUAGACUUGCUACAAUUCGUCCUCUCAUAAGUUCUUAUGCAUGAGGUCGCGCAGCGACCGACCAAGCGACGAAGUCUCGAGGUCUUUCUUUUAGAAAGUCUUAAGAAAAAUGGGCUUCCACAGAAUGCGAACAAAAACACGUCGCUCAAAUAUCUUAUCAACUGGUUUGCUUGCAAACUGUUGUAAUUUUGUAGGCGCUAUUUCCUCAUGAGCAGGACAUCUGUCUUAAUUCAGGCCUGUAAAAUGUGUACUUUAUAUUAUAAUUACAAAAUGUUAUCUUUUUCAGGCCAUUAACGGAACUUACUACCAACUGUGCGUUAAAGAAAUUCACAAUCCAAAUGGCUAUGACCCUGUUAAAGUUACGGCAUUGAUUGUUGGUGAGUCUUUAGUUUUUUUGGCGAUAUCCGGCCGUACUAAAUAA